UACCUCCUGUCUGAUCUGCGCAUGCUCUAUGUGUAUAGGCGAUUCAAAUGAUUCAAGUGUGAUAUAUUUUUUUUUUAUUAAUAAACCAAGCAGAGCACCAAAAAUGUCUGUUCAACCAUCGAACCCCAACAAUCCGAUUGUCUUCUUCGACAUCACCAUCGGAGGACAGGAUGUUGGACGCAUGAAGAUUGAGCUGUUUGCUGAUGUGGUUCCAAAGACUGCAGAAAACUUCCGGCAGUUCUGCACAGGAGAGUUCAGGAAGGAUGGUGUCCCAAUUGGUUAUAAAGGCUGCACUUUCCACAGGGUGAUUAAAGACUUCAUGAUUCAAGGUGGAGACUUUGUAAAUGGUGAUGGUACUGGAAUCUGCAGCAUCUACAGAGGCCCAUUUGCAGAUGAAAACUUCAAAAUGAAGCAUUCUGCUCCUGGACUUCUAUCCAUGGCAAACAGUGGACCAGGAACAAAUGGAUGCCAGUUUUUCAUUACUUGCACUAAAUGUGACUGGUUGGAUGGGAAGCAUGUUGUUUUUGGAAAAGUGGUGGAUGGUCUACUGAUUAUGAGGAAAAUUGAGAAUGUGCCCACAGGACCCAACAACAAACCCAAGCUGCCCAUCGUCAUCGCUCAGUGUGGAGAAAUGUGAUCCAACCAGUUCUGUCAGUUGCAUCAGAAAAGAGAAACCUCUACAUCGGUUGACUGGAAAUGGCAAACAUGUUGUUUCCAUGAACACCUGCAGGUUGUUGAGGAAAAACUGCUCACAUCAUAUGAGUUUUUCUAACUGUCACUCAGUGUUUUUCAUUUUAUAAUACAUUUUGUGAGACUUCCUUUUGCUUUUUGUCAUAUAUCAAAUGCAAUAAACUUCUUUUUGGAAUAUGUAUGUUCAA
Molecule: messenger RNA, 878 nt
Organism: Cyprinodon tularosa
Lineage: Eukaryota; Metazoa; Chordata; Actinopteri; Cyprinodontiformes; Cyprinodontidae
Gene: ppih
Product: peptidylprolyl isomerase H (cyclophilin H)
Exons: 9
Coding region: 29-637 (202 amino acids)
Biological process (GO): protein folding; protein peptidyl-prolyl isomerization
Cellular component (GO): intracellular membrane-bounded organelle
Molecular function (GO): peptidyl-prolyl cis-trans isomerase activity
Source: RefSeq, a predicted model, not a curated record